Molecule: messenger RNA, 650 nt
Organism: Argiope bruennichi
Lineage: Eukaryota; Metazoa; Arthropoda; Arachnida; Araneae; Araneidae
Gene: Pdrg1
Product: p53 and DNA damage-regulated protein 1-like
Exons: 4
Coding region: 152-574 (140 amino acids)
Source: RefSeq, a predicted model, not a curated record
ACGUUUAUAUGAUUUAAGAUUUAUUAUUUCUUCUUGUGGUGUCUAUAAUUUGUUGGAUAAAAAUACUUUUUUGUGAUAUAAAUAUUGUAUGUUUUCCUCAAAAAUUUCUCGAAUAGGUUGAUACUCUAUUUAUUUCGAUACAGAGGCUAUUAUGGAUUCUAAAAAGAUACAAGAUACACAGUCAUGUUUAAAUUAUCUUUCUAAGUUAGAAGAGGCAGCUCAGGAGAUUCUGAUUGAUAAAGAACAGAUUGUAAGCUACAGUAGAAGAAGUAAUGCACUCAGAGAAGCAAAAAGAGCUUUACAAGCAGAUUUAAAAAAAGAUCCCCCCAAUUCAAAAACUUGGAUGUGCUUUGGAAAUAUAUUCAUUAAAUGUCCAAAGACAAAAGCAUUAAAUAUGAUAGAAAAAGAUGAAACUUUAAUUGAUGAAGAGAUAAAUACCUUAAGAAACAACCUGAAACCUAAAGUUGAUAAUAUUCGAAAUUUGGAAGGAAAGCCCGAGCAUCCAUUUAACUUGAAACCCUUGAGUAAAGAUGAAGUUAAUGCUAUGAAAAAAAUAUUAUAUAACCCAGUAUAAUUAAAUUUGUAAACUAAUAUUGUACAUAUGUGUAUUUUGUCUUAUAUUUUAUUAACAGAAUAAAAUCUUAUUAUAA